AUGUCCACCGUCUCUUCGUCCUCUCGGGUCUCUACUGCAUCAGCAGCAAGCUCGCUCGGAUGGCGCGCGAAUGAAGGCCCUUCAUGCACUGCCUUCCACGACUCGGACGAGGACAACACCGCGCACACGCAGUCACUGACCACCAGUCCCCAGACGUUGCAUGGACUAAUUGGGGCCGCCUCUGACUCCUCGCACGGGAGUGUCCCUUCUUUCAGCGCCCUUACGGACUAUUCACCACCGUCGUCUACAAUGGCAGAGCACCACCAAGCGCUCCGCGCCAUCGCAGACAUCACAGCCUCGCCCGAGUUCCAGAGCGUCGGCGACAAUUUCGCCGCCGACUUCGACGCGUACGCGGACGAGCCGCUGUUUGACGACUACGACUACGAGUACUCCCCUGAGCCAGAGCUUGAGCACGACGACUCCCCCCGGGCCAGCCCCCACGACACGCCGUACACGCCGUUCCUGACGACGCCGCGCCUCGCGAUGGAGGUCGACUUCGGCUCUGCGGGCGCCGCCUACACCGUCGAGGAGAACUUAAACGAGCUGGCGGGACAGCUGUUGGCGCUCCCCGAUGACUACAGCGAGGCCAACGGUGUAGGCAGCCUGAGGGGGUGGGGGGAUGAUGGGCGCCGUGUUGAACGAGUGCAGCAUCGGCGAGCGGGGGCUGAAGACGAGGAGCUUGUCCAAGUUGGGAGGCGCGGACAGCUUGUCGUUGACGGGACCCAGGAGAACGACCUGGCGGGGCAGCUGUUGGCGCAUCCCGAUGAAUACAGCGAGGCGGGUCUCGUCAACGAAAAGCUGUUCGCUCGUCCCAACUUGGACAAGCUCCUCAUGUUCAGCCCCAGCUCGCCGAUGCUGCACUCGUUCGACGCGUUCCCAUCCACGGCGCCCGUCAUACCCCCACCCCCUCCGAGUCAGGCUGUGCGGCCCACUCGCACGCCACGGUCGCUGCCUCACGCCACUGGCACUCGAAGGGGUAUCACCGUCAAUGAUCUGAUUCCGGACGACGCGCCGACGAUGAAGAGGACCUACCUGACGCCCAGCGCUACGUCGCGCAAGGCUGUCCCCGCGCAGCCUACCAAGGAAGUGCUCGAUGAGAUUGAGAACAAGCGGCGGAGCAAUACCCUCGCUGCGCGGAAGAGCCGCAAGCGCAAGCUGCAGAAGACGCAGGAGCUGGAGGACACGGUCGAUGAGCUGGAUAGGCUCGUGACGAUUUGGAGGCAGCGCGCGCUGAUGGGGCAGAGUUUGCUCAAGCAACGCGGAAUCAUGCUGGACUUUGGCAACAAGGCAUAG
This is a messenger RNA of Mycena indigotica, 1293 nucleotides long. Its product is annotated as BZIP domain-containing protein. The coding region runs from base 1 to 1293 and encodes 430 amino acids. Gene Ontology annotation, biological process: regulation of DNA-templated transcription. Gene Ontology annotation, molecular function: DNA-binding transcription factor activity. The record is from RefSeq and is a predicted model, not a curated record. The transcript is spliced from 3 exons. Lineage: Eukaryota; Fungi; Basidiomycota; Agaricomycetes; Agaricales; Mycenaceae.